UGAAGUACAAAGAAGGGUGUCGAAGGGCGUUCCUUUUCGGUUUCCUUUUGUUUCUCCCUCGCUUUCCUCAUAGUUGACAUAUCUUUAUAUCUUACCGGUCCUUCCCGAUCGAAACAAAACUCACAAACAACUCCUACCUUCAACACCACAAUACCUACACAAUGAAGUUCUCUACCUCUUUCGUCGGCGCUGCCGUCUUGCUUGCCAGCACUGUCUCUGCCGAAGCCCCAGCCGUUACAUCCACUCUGACCGUCAAGCCCGGCUGCCCCUCAGCUGCACCCGCCGAUGUCAUGGUAACGCGCUCCGCCGUUGCCGUGCCAUCUUGCGCCGCAGGCGCCAACGAGACCAAGCCCAGCAUCGUCACCAUGCCUGGCUACGGAACAGGCAUGAUGGGUAGCGCCACGGGCACAGGAAUGAUGCCGGAGUUCACUGGUGCGGCGUCGGCAAACAUGAUGAGCGGUGUUGUUGUUGGCCUGUUUGGUGGAUUGGCUGCUGCGCUUAUGGCUUAAGAUUGUUGCGGUGGUGGAUUUUGACGUGGAUGAUGGCGAUGUGGGAUGGAGUUGAAGAGAU
Molecule: messenger RNA, 570 nt
Organism: Alternaria rosae
Lineage: Eukaryota; Fungi; Ascomycota; Dothideomycetes; Pleosporales; Pleosporaceae
Exons: 2
Coding region: 162-509 (115 amino acids)
Source: RefSeq, a predicted model, not a curated record